This is a messenger RNA of Rubroshorea leprosula, 3156 nucleotides long. The record is from the annotation of a GenBank genome assembly. NCBI's taxonomy places the organism in Eukaryota, Viridiplantae, Streptophyta, Magnoliopsida, Malvales, Dipterocarpaceae.
AUCUCUUCUUUCUCAAAAACUCUCCUUUCAAAAAUCUCACAAUCCCUUUUCCUCUGAAGCAUAGUGUAUUUUUGUGUGUGAUUUCGUCUAACCCGAGUGCGUGUAGUUUCUGUUUCCUUGAAGCACCUCAAGGAAGAGAUUUUUAAAGCUUUUCUCAAACACAGAGGGGUGGGGUGGUGUUAAGGGGUGGAGAAAUUAGUAUAAGAAAAACACAGCAGAGAAAGAAAGAAACUUUGGCCACAGCUAAGAGUUUUUUCCGAGGGGGUGGUGUGGGGGGUGGGUGUUUGGCCAAGUGAUGCGCUCAGGAGCCUGUACAGUGCAGCAGACCCUCACCACAGAGGCUGCUUCAGUAUUGAAGCACUCUCUUAGCUUGGCGAGGAGGAGAGGCCAUGCUCAGGUCACUCCUCUGCAUGUAGCUGCCACGCUGCUUGCCUCAAGGGCUAGUCUUCUGAGAAGAGCUUGUCUUAAGUCUCAGCCUCACCACUCUUCUCAUCCUCUUCAAUGCAGAGCUCUUGAGCUCUGCUUCAAUGUGGCUCUCAACAGACUCCCAACCACCACUGGUCCUCCACUUCACGGCCAACCUUCUCUAUCAAACGCCCUGAUCGCAGCACUCAAGAGAGCUCAGGCUCACCAGAGAAGGGGUUGCAUCGAGCAGCAGCAACAACAGCCACUUCUCACCAUCAAGGUAGAGUUAGAGCAGCUUAUCAUAUCCAUCCUAGAUGACCCUAGUGUUAGUAGGGUUAUGAGAGAAGCAGGAUUCUCUAGCACGGCUGUCAAGAGCAACAUUGAGGACUCCUCUUCUUCCUCCGUUUUUCAGUGCUACAGCACCACUGGUGGGGUGUUUUCUUCCCCCUGCUCUCCCUCUCGUGCUGAGACUCGGAACAAUUUCUGGCCGACCCCUCUCUUGGGUUACUCUUCUGAGCAAAACCCACUUUUCUUUUCACCUCAAAAGAAAGUGCCUAUCGCAGAUUCGGCUUCUGUGAAGGAAGAUAUUAAGUUGGUUUUUGAGGUGUUUUUGGGGAAGAAGAGGAAGAACACUGUGAUAGUUGGUGACAGUUUGUCCACCACAGAAGGGCUUGUUGCAGAGCUGAUGGGGAGAGUAGAGAGAGGAGAUGUUCCUGAAGGAAUGAAGCACACUCAGUUUAUCAAGUUUCAUUUUGCACCAGUAGCUUUAAGGUUCAUGAAAAAGGAAGAUGUUGAAAUGCAUGUCAUGGAGCUGAAAAGGAAAGUGGAUUCUGCUGCAUUAGGUGGAGGAGGUGCCAUGAUCUACACAGGAGACUUGAGAUGGACGGUUGAAGAGAGUCUCAGCCCUGGUUAUAACCCAGUUGAUCAUCUGGUUUCAGAAAUAGGAAGGCUAGUUUCUGAAUAUAACAGCUCAAGCACAAAUGUUUGGUUAGUAGCAACUGCAAGUUACCAGACAUACAUGAGAUGUCAAAUGAGGCAGCCUCCUCUUGAGAUCCAAUGGGCACUUCAAGCUGUUUCUGUUCCCUCAGGUGGACUUGGCUUGAGCCUCCACGCUUCCAGUGUGCAUGAUUCAAGGAUAACCUUCUCUCCAAACCCAUCUCAAGUGCCAGAGACAAAAUCAUUUGCUAACAAGGAAGAGAAUGACAAGCUCUCUUGCUGUGCAGAAUGCACUUCAAAUUAUGAGAAAGAAGCAGAGAUGUUUAAGUCCAACCAGCAAAAGCUCUUGCCUCCAUGGCUGCAGUCACAUGGCCACCAAGAGGAGGAACUGCUUGAGCUUAAGAGAAAGUGGAGCAGAUUGUGCCAUAGUUCACACCCAAUGGGUAAUUUCGCUUUUUGCAGCAACAGAAGCAGCUGGGGCAAUUCCAGCAAUGCAUGGUGGCCUGGUCAGAGUCAGAGUAGCAUCUUCCCUGAUCCAGUACCUUCAAUCUCCUUCUCCAAGCCUCACCAUGGCUCCAAUCUUGUUGCUAAAUUCCGAAGACAGAACUCAUGUACCAUUGAGUUCAAUUUAGGUAAAGGAACUGAACCCAGUUUAGGUUCACUCAAGAACGGUGGGGAUAGGGAAGUAAAGAUUGAUCUCGCUCUCGGAAAUUCUCGCUUCUCAGUAAGAAAUGAACUGCUGAAAUUGCUAGAAGAGAAUGUUCCUUGGCAACAUGACAGCAUUCCAUCAAUAGUAGAAGCCUUGAUGGAUGAAUCCACAAAGAAUGGGACUUGGUUACUGAUUCAAGGGAAUGACACAACAGGAAAAAGAAGAGUUGCUCAUGCCAUUGCGGAAUCUAUUUGCGGUUCCACCGAUUCCCUCUUGCUCCUCAACAUGGAAAAUGGUGAUCAGGCAAUCCCAACAUUGAGGAACAAGGAAAGGCAAGUUGUUCUGGUGGAAAAUGUUGAUUUAGCCAACACCCGUUCGAUAAAAUGCCUAGUUGAAGAAUUUGAAGAACCAAGGAGAGAAAGCAUUGUUCACCAACCCAUUUUCAUUUUAACCAAGUCUGAUCCAGAAGGGGAAAAGAAGGAGCACGACACCGUGAUCCAGAUGACACUGAAAAUCAAUGGAAAAUAUCCAAACUCCGAUAACAAGCGGAAGGCAGGGUGGGAAAUCUCAACUAAUACCAAGACUCCACGAGCCAUGAAAGACCUGUCCCUUGAUCUGAACAUGAAAGCCGAGGAAGAUUUUGAAGAAAUCCAAAUUUCAAGGUUCCUUGAUUCCAUACCAAACCGCUACAUAUUCAACCGAAAUCCAACUCAAGAUCGUGAGAUGAAAGAGGAAUUUAUGGCAAAGAUGAGGAGAUCAAUGGAGGAAACGAUCGGCAUCGAAACCGAGAUCAAAUUUAGUGUAGAAGAGAGGGCUUUAGAGGAAAUUUUAUUGGGGUGUGGUUCUUUUGUAAACAGCCUGUUUGAGAAAUGGCUGAAAGACGUUUUUCAAACGAGCUUGGAAACGGUUAAAAAGGGCGGGAAAGAGGGUAUAGUUGAAAUUAAGUUGUGUUAUGGGGGUAGAGGUGAAAAGGCCAUGGAAGAUGGAUUUAUGGGAUCAUGCCUUCCCAACAAAAUCCAACUUUCUUUCAUGGACUGAGUACAGUACGGACAAAAUUUCCCUUGUGUUUUCUUUCCUUUUUUUUUUUUUUCUUUAUCUUCAUUUGUUUCUUAUCAUCUCUAGCUUCUUUCUUCUUAUUUUCUUUACUUCCUUCGUAAGAUUGUUUA